GGCAAUGUGUGCGCGCUUAUACGUAGGAAAUUCGGCGCGCGAAAGCUGUAACAGGAAGUGAGAGAGUAGCUGAGGGGGAAACGGCGGCCAGUCUGGGAUUUGAAUCUAUCUAACUACUUCCAUAAUCUACAAACAUCUAAAUUAACAUGGCAGACCCGAAGGACCAGGAAGAACAUGAAACCACUGCAGAGAAUACAGAGGACUCUAAUCAUGAUCCCCAAUUUGAGCCGAUCGUGUCCCUUCCAGAGCAGGAUGUGAAAACAUUAGAAGAAGAUGAGGAGGAACUCUUUAAAAUGCGGGCUAAACUAUAUCGGUUUGCCUCUGAGAACGACCCACCAGAGUGGAAGGAGAGAGGAACCGGCGACGUCAAGCUGCUGAAACACAAAGAGAAGGGCACAAUCCGCCUCCUGAUGAGGAGAGACCGAACCUUGAAGAUUUGUGCUAAUCACCACAUUGUACCUACCAUGGAGCUGAAGCCCAAUGCUGGCAGUGACAGGGCAUGGGUGUGGAACACACUAGCAGAUUAUGCUGACGAAAGCCCCAAACCUGAACUCCUGGCAAUACGCUUUUUAAAUGCAGAGAAUGCUCAGAAGUUCAAGGGGAAGUUUGACGAGUGCAAGGAGGAGGCCAGAAAAACUCUAGAGGGAGAAGGCGACACUGAUACCGCAAACAAAGUGGCAGAGAAGCUGGAGGAACUCUCCGUAAAGGACAAGGCGUCAGACGAAAAGAAAGAGGUCAAAAAGGAGACUGAGAAGAAAGAAGAUGAGAAAAAGGAGAAGGCUGAGGAGGAGAAGAAUUGAGAACCAAGAACUCGCUUUGCUGAUCUUCAAUUUAUCAGUUUUUCCUCUUUUUCUACAAUAGACUCUAAAUGAACUGAAUUUGGACACUUGCAUAUUAUUAGUUUUUUUUUAUUUUUAUUAUCUGUUUUGCCUCAAGAUCACAAGUCCUUUGAUGCCACUGGGGGGGGGAAA
Messenger RNA from Anoplopoma fimbria (sablefish), 971 nucleotides. It is a transcript of the gene ranbp1, whose product is annotated as RAN binding protein 1. Gene Ontology annotation, cellular component: centrosome; nuclear pore; cytoplasm. Gene Ontology annotation, biological process: nucleocytoplasmic transport; positive regulation of mitotic centrosome separation. Lineage: Eukaryota; Metazoa; Chordata; Actinopteri; Perciformes; Anoplopomatidae. The transcript has 6 exons. The record is from RefSeq and is a predicted model, not a curated record. Gene Ontology annotation, molecular function: GTPase activator activity. Bases 147 to 800 code for a protein of 217 amino acids.